Molecule: messenger RNA, 483 nt
Organism: Racocetra fulgida
Lineage: Eukaryota; Fungi; Glomeromycota; Glomeromycetes; Diversisporales; Gigasporaceae
Source: the annotation of a GenBank genome assembly
AUGUGUUCAUUCAUUUAUACAUUUACACCAAUUUUAACGGUUCAUUUUAAUCAUAUCGGUUUAAAAGCAAGAUUUGAUGUUGAAAUGAAUGGAGAUAUUAAUUGUAAAGAAGAUAAUGAUACUACUAGUGAUUCAUUUGAUACCAUUCCUUCAGUUAGAAGUUUAAACGAUGCAAAAGGACAAAAAUAUUCUAUUAGUUCUAAGAAUGCUGCAGUAGGAUCUUGGUAUAUGAUCACUAUAGGCUUCUUAACAUUAGGUUAUGCUGUCUUUUAUAUUAUCAUCUUUAUCACACCUCCAUUUGUACCUUAUCAUCCGAUUACCAAUUCGGUGGAUUUUAUACUUCGAGCCAUUUAUUUGGGAGUUUACGGCAUACCUCCAACAAAAGGGUUAUUGAACUGGGUAGCAAAAAAUGUAUUAGGAAUUAAAGGAAUUUUAACAUCAUUCAAAGCAACUGAACAUACUAGUGAACAGAGUGAUUCAUAA